Messenger RNA from Heterobasidion irregulare TC 32-1, 462 nucleotides. RefSeq lists its product as uncharacterized. NCBI's taxonomy places the organism in Eukaryota, Fungi, Basidiomycota, Agaricomycetes, Russulales, Bondarzewiaceae. The annotation marks the transcript as partial. The transcript is spliced from 6 exons. The record is from RefSeq and is a predicted model, not a curated record.
UUGAUCAAGCAGCAUAACACUGUGAUUACUGGGGAGCCCCUACAUGGCUGCCAUACUGGCCUGUCAUUUAUGAGGUUUAUUGCUGUGCCGUGGGAGGGACAGUUUCUAUUCGAUGUAACAGUUUUCGGAUUGACCGUCUACAAGUCAUUCCAACAUCGCAGCGAGUCCGAGUGGGCCCGUGGCAAGAGAUCGUGGUCAAAUCUAGGUUUGAUGGAGCUCAUCUUUCGGGAUGGUGCAUCACCUACCUCUGUACACCAUUUGGUGAUGGCACUGGUGAAUCUCGCGAACAUAUUCACUUUCUACUUAACAUCGGACCCACUGCGAGGCGUCCUUUCUACCUUCGCCAGCUGCGUUUCUAUCACGAUGAUGUCGCGCCUGAUCUUGAAUUUGCAUGAUGCGGCUUCGCUGCUGCCAUCCACUCGCGCCACGACAGUCCCGAUGGCUUUCGCUCCUCCAAGGAAU